Molecule: messenger RNA, 853 nt
Organism: Varanus komodoensis (Komodo dragon)
Lineage: Eukaryota; Metazoa; Chordata; Lepidosauria; Squamata; Varanidae
Gene: SPEF1
Product: sperm flagellar 1
Exons: 7
Coding region: 1-717 (238 amino acids)
Biological process (GO): regulation of cytoskeleton organization
Cellular component (GO): axoneme
Molecular function (GO): microtubule binding
Source: RefSeq, a predicted model, not a curated record
AUGGCGCGCGGAGAGCUGGACGAGGAGGCGCUGAACGAGCUGUACGGCUGGGUGGACGGCAUCCCGCUCUCCCGCCCCAAGCGGAACAUCGCCCGCGACUUCAGCGACGGAGUUUUGGUGGCUGAAGUGGUGAAAUUUUAUUUUCCAAAAAUGGUGGAAAUGCACAAUUAUGCUCCAGCUAGUUCUACUCAACAGAAGCUCUCCAACUGGGGACAUCUCAACAGGAAGGUGCUGAGCAAGCUGAACUUCUCCGUCCCAGAAGAUGUUGUCCGGAAGAUUGUGCAGUGCACCCCCGGGGUUGUGGAGCUGGUGCUGCUCCCUCUGCGGCAGAAAAUUGAGGAGAAGCAAAAACAGGCCAAGGUGUCGUCGAACUCCUACCAGGAGAUGGGGAUGCGCGCAACGCUGGAAGAGAGCAACUACCUGGAUACAGACUACACUGCAAAGACCAAGCCCAGCAACACAGGGAUCCAUGGCCUCGACUCCCCGGGCUCCGAAAGGAGGGUGAAAGCGGCCCACGGCUACCCUGUGCCGCUGCAGACGGACCCCAGCCUGCGCCUGCACCUGGCCGAACGGGACCAGGCCCUCCUCACCUGCCAGGAGACGGUCCAGAUUCUGCAGAUGAAAGUUCGGCGGCUGGAGCACCUCCUGCAGCUCAAGAACGUCCGUAUCGACGAGCUCACUCGGCGGCUGCAGCGGGCGGAGCAAAAGCAGAAGUGAACCCUCCAGCUCAGGUGUGGCUCUCCAAGCUUGCCAAGGAUUUUAAGGCGCCAGGCCUUCCUGUUCCCCCCAGGUGCCUACCUGUCCCUGCCUGUAAGCUCCACGGGAGGCUGAGAUGUCGAAAGAGAGGCUGGCA